UGGACGAGACCAGUGGCCAAAACCAGAGAAGGUGUUGAGUAUGAAAAAACACAAUGAAAACUGGAGCGAGAAAGAACAGACAGUGGCAAAUAUCAAUUCAAAGAAUUUAAAUGCUAUAUUUAAUGCGGUUGACACGAACCAAUUUAAAUUGAUAUCUUGUUGUGAAUGUGCCAAAAGGGCAUGGGAUAUUCUUCAGACUGCGUAUGAAGGAACAACCCCAGUAAGACUGUCAAAACUCCAGAUGCUUGCCACUCGCUUCGAAGAUCUUAGAAUGAAAGAAGAUGAGACCAUAGCUGACUUCAAUUCGAAGUUGUGCGACAUUGCUAAUGAAGCUCAUGGCUUUGGAGAAACAUAUCCUAAAGAGAAACUUGUGCGCAAAGUUCUGAGAUCUCUUACAGAUCGAUUUGCAUACAAGAUAACUGCAAUUGAAGAGGCUAAUAAUAUUGAUGAACUCCAUCUUGACGAGCUCAUAGAAAACUUGAAGACAUUUGAGAACAAGCUGAGUAUGAGUAGAAUGGACAAAGAAAGAAAUUUAGCUCUGCAGUCAACCAAUGUUCCAACUUCUGUUGUUCUGACUACUGUUGUUUCCAAUCCUCCUGUCCCAACAACGUCUGCUGUUGAAGUAGAACUUAUCAAAUUAAUGACACAUAUUGCUGAAAAUUUUGAUAAGAUGGUCAAAGUAAAUGAGAAUCCCUCAAAGGCUGACACACGCCUCAAGAAAAGAAGAAUUCAGUGUAAAUAAUGUCAAGGAUUUGGUCAUACUCAUUACGAGUGUACCAAUAGACUAAAAAAACGAGAAAAAUCAGUUACUACUGCCAAGAGUGAUGACAUGAAAUACUCCAAUGAGGAGGAAGACAAAAAUGAUGGAAACAUUUACUGUGGGACUAGCACGAUUGUUCAACCAAUAGCUGAGGCUACAGUGCCUGUGCAGACAUCCGUCAGGUAUGAACAUUCCUUGUCUGAUCACCUUGUUAGUCUAAACUCUUCUGUUAAUACAGGUGAAACCAGCUCAGAUGAUGAAGAGGAGAUUACUGCAGAAAUGAUUCAUCAACAACAAGAUGAAUUGCUCAAAACAUGUCUUGCUGUAGAUGAAAUGAAUAAGGCCUUAAAGACACAGGUUGCUGAGCUCGAGAAAGAUAAAGAAGUACUUGUUCAAAUUGAAUACUGCUACAAAAUAUGUUCAGAAACUAAAACAACAGCUAAAUUUAAAAAAAUCUCAACCUCCUGCGAAUAAGAAAAAACAUGUGAAAGUUAUUGCCAAAAAUAUUAUCAUCCACAUUUUAGAAAAUACAAAAGAUAAACGUUGUAGAACGUGUAGAACGUGUUUUCGUUAUUUUAAUGCAACUUAAACAAGUGCAAUCACAGUUUGUAUGCAAAAAUUAUGAUCAAAACAAAACAAGUAGUAAGUUUAUGUAAUAGGGUUAAUAGUAUUUUUCCACACGUACUUUACCCCUGGACUUUGCCAUCUUAACUAAAUAGGUUUGCACGGGCACACUCAAACCAACUUUUUUUUAUGCAUAUAACCACCUAUGGCGAAUAUUCUGACGAUCUUCUCAUUUUCCGGCGCACGCACAACACACAUGACUAAGUGCAUGAAUUUUUUCGUCUUUUCAUAUCAAAAUAACUUAUGGGCCCUAUUUUCAUGGUCAUUUCUUCUCUUUCCCUCAAUUUUUUUUGUUUCUCGUGGCCUUUGAGUAUGUGUAUUUAAUGCAGUUAAUUUUUUUUAAUGGGUAAAUCAGAAAUCUAUACAUAAAGAUGUCCACUUGACUUGAUUUAUUAUGGGAAUUGGAAGGUGAAAUAACGUUCCCAAUUGAAACAUGGACCUCAUUUAACACACUUUUAUAUAGUGUUAGUGGGUGAGCUAAGGAUAUCCCCACGAGGGAUCAAGUUGUUUGAGGAAACUAAGGCGAAGUGGUUUACAUUAGCGAAAGCCACAUGUGCACGUGCACAUUCGGACCAGUGCGGCAUGUCACGUCUCAGCUCGGCUAGCGCUUGGGUCUUGGGAAAGGCUUGGGUUGAGAUUUAUGUCAGACUCACGUUACAAAAUAUAUCUACCGAAUAACAAACUAAAUCAAUCUUGUACUUGUAUUUUUUGAAUGCUUACAAAUUCUUGCAUGGUUACAAAUAAAUUAAAUAUUCCUAUUAAUACAACUUCAUCUCCUCAAUGAAUGGUGAUGAUCAUUUUCAUCCGACUUAUUCUCUAGAACACUUCAAAAAUUUGCUAUAAAGUAUGUACAAGAUUGAUGAUUCUAGUAUGUAUUUAGAAUGCUCUAAGAAAACUCUAGAGCUCUAAUUUACAAUCCUACCUAUUUCUAUUAGGGGUGUGCACGGGUCGGUGCGGCUCGUUUUUUUCCGAUAAAUCAAACACGUACCGAUAAUAUUGGUUACGUUUUUCAUAUUUUAAAAACCGAAUAUGUCGUUUUUUUUGUUCGGUGUUAAUCAGUCUUUCGGUUUUGGUUUCGGUAUCAAUUCGAUUUGUUUUCGAUUUCGAUUUCGUCCAUUUGUUCGAAUCGGUUCGGCAUAAAACCAAUAUAUGUGGACUUUCAUUAUAUUUAUUUGAGAAAAUUAACAAAUAACAACCAAAAAUUAACUAAUAAAAAACACGUCACAACCCAAAAUUAAUUAAUAAAAAAAUAUGUCACAUAGAGGCGAUCGAAAAAUAGAUCCACGAUAGGGUAAGUAUUUAUACUAUAUAUCAAAAAGAGCUCAUUUUUCCUCAAAAAAAAGGACAUUAUUUUGUAUAAAUCAGUUCGGUUCGGGAAAUUGUUUCGGUAAUUUUUUUAUUCUCCAUACACAAAUCGAUAUUUUCGAUUUUUCAAAACUAAAUUACCGUAUAUUCGGUUUUAAGUCGGGACGGUACAUAUCGGCUAAGUUUUUUUCGAUUUUCGAUUCGAUUUUUCGGUUUCUCAAUUUUUUUGCUCACCCCUAAUUUCCAUGGAGACAUUUGAAGAAGUCAAUUGUGCUAAAUACUUUUAUGGAACAAAAUAUAUAGUAGGAAAGACGGAUUAAAGAAUGAGUGAAAUCUACUUCUAGAGAACACGAUAUUUCCUAAUUAGAAAAAUUAAAAGUGGAAUUGAAGUUGUAGGAUGGUUUGGAUGUAAUAUUGGGGUUGUAGGAUGAUCAUUAAACCUUUUAUGAAUUUGUCACUCGGAAUAAUUAAAGUAUUUAAUACAAUCACAUAAAAUAUACGGUUAAGAUACAAAUCCAAUUUCAAACAAUAUCAAAUAAUAGUUGUCCCACUUGCUCUCGUCUUUCUGAUGCAACUUGAAUCAAGGCAAUCCAAUUUCGUAUGCAAAAGUUCUUGACAAAAUAAAACAAAUAGUAAUAAUAAGCAAUCCUAUUGUCGAAUUGACAAUAAGAUUGUGGCAACAAUAUUGAAUGCAUUUUUUUACUCGGGUAAACAAGUCAUAAACAAGAAAUAUAUGAAAAUUAUAGAACUUGUUCUCUUCGUUUUACAAUAACUAGAAUCAAUGCAAUUGGAAUUUGUAUGCAAAAGUUAUGAUCGUAUGAAUACUAAUUUUAGUAUCAAAUAAAAUAUCAUCAAACACAAAAUAAGUCGUAGAACUUGGUCUCUUCUUUUUUGAGUUUGUAUGCGAAAGAUGUUAUCAAUAUAAAACAGUCCGGUUUCGUUUCAGUUUUGGUUGAGUUCCGGUUUGACUAUUCAUAAUGAUGGCAAUUUUGUUAACCUUUUUUUUUUUUUUAUAGAAAAUGGUGUUCAUCUGAAACAGAAAUUACCCAUGUAUGUAUGAUGUAUUAUAUUAUCAAGUACUGCUGCAUCAACUAUAAUUUUUCAAGCAAAUGAUAAACUACAAAAUUCCCUCAAUUUCGAAUCCACGACGAGUUCCUUAAAUUGUAUAUGGGCACAUACCACAUCUCAAUCAAUGGUUAUAGUAAACAUUGUCAUACAAAACCUACUUCACGAAACAAAAAGGAAAAAAAA
Molecule: messenger RNA, 3940 nt
Organism: Erythranthe guttata (spotted monkey flower)
Lineage: Eukaryota; Viridiplantae; Streptophyta; Magnoliopsida; Lamiales; Phrymaceae
Source: RefSeq, a predicted model, not a curated record